GAAGGGUGUUACCAUAAUUUACUUACCUCAGUUACAUAACAUAGAAAAUUCACUUCAAGUACUAGGGUGACAAAAUAAUCAAAAACCUAACCAAAAUAUUCCAGAAUUAAUAACCAUAUGACUGGACAUCUCAAUUUUAUUCUCAAUAUAACUAAACAUUUAAACCCCUUAUUGUUGCCAGCCAUUAAUCCCAUAAAUAAAUCUUAUUUAUUUAUUUAUUUAUCUUUAUUUUUCUUCUAUCCGAAAUUUGAGCACAAAAAUCAGAUUAUGCAUUUAUAUAUAUGUACAUAACACACAUAUACAAAAUUCUCCAAAUUCAUGGACAACAUGGAGGAACCGGCUUUGGCAAAACAAUAGCUAAUUUUACGAGAUUUUUUUCUAACACCUCACAGCAGCCAAUUAAUACCCAAUCACGUAAAUUCUACAUGAAUUAAGCUUAAAUUUGUUCUAAUUGCUAUCGGAAUUCAUCCUCUAUUUCAUCAAAAAUUCGGACAGCACAGGGGCGGCAGUUAAUGGAUAAACUCAGCAACUAAUGGGUAAUUUUGGGACUUAGAGGGAACUAUCACAUACCAGAAAUUCAGCAAGUAGAAUCAGAGCUGGCGGGUUGGGGAAACCGGCGGGAAGUGAAGGAGAACUUAGGGGAUCUACCAGAAAUUGGGAGAAGCCAAAAAAAAUUAGAGUAAAUCCAAGCCAAAUCAAGGGAGAAAAGAGGAAUCAGUGGCUGUUUUCUUACCAGAAACCUGAAGAAUUCACACCCACAAACCAAGAGCUACGAACAGAGGGGAAGGAACAAAGCAGAUUUAAAAUUUUCUGUAGGGGGGAAGAUUUCUAAGUUCUAAAUCUUGUUCUUGAACAAGAAAAUAAAGGGAAAGAAUCAAGCUUUUACCGUUUCUCAAGAGGGUGGGUGUGUCGGUGGUUUGGCUUCUUGUUCGACUGCAAGGGAGAAGAAGAAGAGCAGAAAUGCGUUGUUGAGGAAGAAAGAAAGAAGAAAAAAAUUUCAGCCGAUCCUUAUCCAAAUUCUUUUCUCUUUUAAGUCCCUCAAAUUUGAAAAUUUUAUGAUUAGGCUUAACAACAUUAUUUUCUCACAUUGUUCUAGAAAUUUUUGGGGUAUUACAUUUAGUCUCCCAAGGCGCUUCAAUAUCAAAAAAUUGUGGAGUCCUUUUUUGUCUUUUAACAACCCAUCAAAGUUGAAUGCCUCAUAUACCCAUCAUUUUUUCUCUUAAUUGAUGCCUUUUUUAGUCAUUA
Messenger RNA from Rubroshorea leprosula, 1245 nucleotides. Lineage: Eukaryota; Viridiplantae; Streptophyta; Magnoliopsida; Malvales; Dipterocarpaceae. The record is from the annotation of a GenBank genome assembly.